Messenger RNA from Fulmarus glacialis (Northern fulmar), 2277 nucleotides. It is a transcript of the gene EIF5B, whose product is annotated as eukaryotic translation initiation factor 5B. The record is from RefSeq and is a predicted model, not a curated record. NCBI's taxonomy places the organism in Eukaryota, Metazoa, Chordata, Aves, Procellariiformes, Procellariidae. Gene Ontology annotation, molecular function: GTPase activity; GTP binding; translation initiation factor activity. The annotation marks the transcript as partial. The transcript is spliced from 12 exons.
UUUGACAGAGAGAACAUAAAAAUUCCGGGCAUGCUGAUAAUCGACACUCCAGGACAUGAAUCUUUCAGCAAUCUAAGAAAUAGAGGAAGCUCACUUUGUGAUAUUGCUAUACUUGUAGUUGACAUCAUGCAUGGUUUGGAGCCACAGACAAUUGAAUCAAUAAAUCUGUUGAAAUCGAAGAAAUGCCCCUUUAUAGUAGCUCUCAACAAGAUUGAUAGGUUAUAUGACUGGAAAAAAAGUCCAGAUACAGAUGUAGCUGUGACCUUAAAGAAGCAGAAAAAGAAUACGAAAGAUGAAUUUGAAGAACGUGCAAAAGCUAUCAUAGUGGAAUUUGCGAAACAGGGCUUGAACGCUGCCUUGUUUUAUGAGAAUAAGGAUCCCCGCACUUUUGUUUCUCUUGUACCUACCUCUGCUCACACAGGGGAUGGCAUGGGAAGUCUGAUAGCUCUUCUCGUUGAGCUAACGCAAACUAUGCUGACCAAGAGACUAGCUGAAUGUCAGGAGCUGAGAGCUCAAGUCAUGGAGGUUAAAGCACUACCAGGCAUGGGCACUACUAUAGAUGUUAUUUUGAUUAAUGGACGCCUGAAAGAAGGAGACACCAUUAUUGUUCCUGGGGUAGAAGGUCCUAUAGUAACUCAGAUUAGAGGUCUUCUGCUGCCUCCUCCUAUGAAGGAGCUACGAGUUAAGAACCAGUAUGAAAAGCACAAAGAAGUCGUUGCUGCUCAAGGUGUGAAGAUUCUUGGGAAAGAUUUGGAAAAAACUUUGGCUGGUUUGCCAUUGCUUGUAGCUUAUAAAGAAGAUGAAGUCCCAGUCCUCAAGGAUGAACUAAUACAUGAACUGAAGCAAACACUGAAUGCAAUCAAAUUAGAAGAGAAAGGUGUUUAUGUCCAGGCUUCUACUUUAGGCUCUUUAGAAGCAUUACUUGAAUUUCUUAAAACAUCAGAAGUGCCAUAUUCAGGAAUUAACAUAGGUCCUGUCCAUAAAAAAGAUGUUAUGAAGGCAUCAGUUAUGCUGGAGCAUGACCCACAAUAUGCAGUCAUUCUGGCAUUCGAUGUGAGGAUUGAACGUGAUGCACAGGAAAUGGCUGAUAGUUUAGGAGUUCGAAUUUUUAGUGCUGAAAUAAUUUAUCAUUUAUUUGAUGCCUUCACAAAAUAUAGACAAGACUACAAAAAACAGAAACAAGAGGAAUUCAAGCAUAUAGCAGUAUUUCCUUGCAAGAUGAAAAUACUCCCUCAGUUCAUUUUCAACUCUCGUGACCCAAUAGUGAUGGGCGUGGUUGUGGAGGCCGGCCAGGUGAAGCAGGGGACUCCCAUGUGUGUACCUAGCAAAAAUUUUGUUGAAAUUGGAAUAGUUACAAGCAUUGAAAUAAACCAUAAACCAGUGGAGGUUGCAAAAAAAGGCCAAGAAGUAUGUGUUAAAAUAGAACCUAUUCCUGGUGAAUCACCUAAAAUGUAUGGACGACAUUUUGAAGCAACAGAUAUCCUCGUCAGUAAGAUCAGUCGUCAGUCCAUCGAUGCGCUGAAGGACUGGUUCAGGGACGAAAUGCAGAAGUCUGACUGGCAGCUUAUAGUAGAGCUGAAGAAAGUGUUUGAAAUCAUCUAGAUGACUUUUUACAGCAAUGGGGAGGCAGGAAUAAACGCACUAUUCCUGUUCUAAAAGUUACCAACAAAGUCAUAUAUUGAAGACAGUGUUGGAUAUAUGUUUGGCAGGAAAAUAUGUGGAUAAAAUGUUUUCCAUGAGAAACCAAGAAAUUUACACUGGUUUGACAGUGGUCAAUUUACAUGUUCCCAUGAUUCCAAUGUGCCUGUUCCUCUCCCACUGCCCUUCCUAAUACUGGCUGCUGUUUUAAAGUUUGCCCUUCCUUCUCAUACACCUUCCUUCUACCCUUCUUCCCUCCCUCUCUCCAAAAUAAAAUAAAAUAAAUUGAAUUUUUAUUACAGAACUAAAGCUCUUUCACUUUUAUACUGAUGAGAUCAGUACUGCAGUAUUUGAUUAAGCAAGCUUCUGCAGACUUUGUGAUUCUUGGGACAUUUUUGAUGUAAGAAGUACUUCUUUAUUUAUGCAUACCUCUUCCCUUGACUCUCUUUUCCAACAUUCUUCUGCUUUGUGCCUAUAGAAAUUUUUUUAAAUAGAAAAUUAGGCAAUUGGGUAUUUCUGUAUUUGCUUUGUGUGAAACAAUGAUGUAAAGCAUAGUUGGCCGCCUUUUACUGCUUGUACAGUUCAUGAAAGUCGACCUGUAAUCAUUAUAACGCAGAGCUGCAAAUAAAGGAGAUGGAC